AUGUCCUACUCACAAGGGAGCAUCGGGUCGGCGAAUGCCAUGUCUUUCUCUCAAUCCCAACUGGGCUCAUUCAACGCUUCGCAAUCAGUGGCCUCCACACCGCGCGCUACUCCUCCCCCGAAGAGCUCUCAGCAGUCGGCGAUGUCUUUCAAUUAUACCAACGGAUUCCCGAACGGCACGAGGGCGAGUUUCAAUGGAUUUGAGGAUAUGAAUGGCUACGGAACAAUGAUGUAUCACGAGGAAUUCAAGCCUCAGAUCUACAGGGCCGUUUAUUCCAACGUUUCGGUGUAUGAGAUGGAAGUGAACGGAGUCGCAGUGAUGAAGCGACGCUCUGAUGCUUGGCUAAAUGCUACUCAGAUCCUCAAAGUUGCCGGUGUGGUCAAGGCGCGGAGAACAAAGACUUUGGAGAAGGAAAUUGCGGCGGGUGAACAUGAGAAGGUCCAAGGAGGCUAUGGUAAAUAUCAGGGAACAUGGGUGAAUUACCAAAGAGGGGUGGAGCUGUGCCGCGAAUACCAUGUCGAAGAGUUGUUGCGGCCUCUGUUGGAAUACGACAUGAAUCCUAAUGGUACGGCUGCUUCGGGUCAGGACUCUUUGGAUACUCCGACAAAGGAGCAGGCAAUGGCGGCACAGAGGAAAAGGCUUUACAGUGGGAUGGAAAACCGGAGUGUGUCUCAGCCUCAGCAGGGGACUUUCUUUCAGAACAUUUCCCGCACCGCCGCUACCGCAGUCAAUGCCAUGAGCAAGGCUCGCUUUGAGUCGCCUGCGGCGAAAGGCGGCGACAGCAGACGGUCGAGCGUUAUACGGAAACCGCCGCAGCAGACGGGCAGUCAAGACGCCCUACCUACUUUUGGUAGCCAACAGAGCAUGUACAGUGCCGCCUCUGAUAGCGGCUUCGCGAGUAAUAUUCCAACUAAUGGUCGAUACGCACCACAAGAUGCUAUGAGCUUCGAGCAGGAGGAGUCCAUGGAGCCACCCCGCAAGCGCGUUCGUUCCUCACAGGCAUUCAGUCUUCCCGUUGAUGCGUCCAUGACACUCAAUGAACCCACACCCACGGAGCCAAAUGACUCUUUCUACCAGGACAUGGAGCCAUUACAUCCUAUCGUUGAGGAAGGCAGACAUGGUCUUGAUCCUCUUCCUCCAGCCACAACGCCCGAAAGGUUCCAGAAGAUGAAGCUUAUCAUGACACUGUUCUUAGAUAAAAUGACCAAGGAUUUCUCGACACAUCCGGCGUUAAUUCAGCUAUCAGGCGAAGACUUGGAAGUCCCACUUGAUGAAUAUCGAAACAAUGCUUUACAUUGGGCGGCUAUGCUUGCUCGUAUGCCACUUGUAUAUGCGCUAGUCAGAAAGGGCGUCAGUAUCUCCCGACUGAAUGGGGCGGGUGAGACAGCCCUGCAGAAAGCUGUCGGCACACGGAACAAUCUUGACUACAGAAGCUUUCCGCGUUUGUUGCAGGUCUUGGCUCCGACAAUUGACAUGGUCGACCGAAGUGGGAGAACAAUUUUGCAUCAUAUCGCAGUCAUGGCGGCUACCGGUCACGGUGGUCAUGUGUCCGCAAAGCAUUACCUUGAGGCUCUACUUGAGUUUAUAGUUCGUCAUGGCGGCACAACACUGAGUCGACAGACGCCCAAUGGUACCACAAGUCAACCUGGAACCCCGCUCCCUAAUGAGGUUAUCACUCUCGGCCGGUUUAUCUCAGAUAUUGUCAAUCUCCGGGAUGACCAAGGUGAUACCGCACUCAACCUGGCGGGGCGUGCACGCUCCGUUCUCGUUCCGCAGCUGUUAGAGGUGGGCGCAGACCCUCACAUUCCUAAUCAUACCGGUCUUCGACCGGCGGAUUAUGGCGUUGGCGUGGACAUGGUAAAUGGCAGUUCUCAGCAAGCUGGGAGUCGGAGUGACACAUUUGCCGCUCAAUUGGAAAAGACAAGGAAGGAAAUUUUAGAAGCAACUACGGCUCAAGUCACAACCAUUGUCCAAGAUGCAUUAGGAUCGUUUGACAAAGAGUUGGCGUCCAGCUUAACGACGAAACAAGAAAAGUUUGACCACUGGCAUGCUAAAAUCCGCGAGUCUGCGAAAGCUCGACAGAUCGAGCAGAAGCAAUUAGAUGAGCUGAAACGGAGGUCUAUUGACAGGACAGAGACAAAUAGACGGUUGAAGAACCUGGAGAAGUCGUCGAUGGAACUGCUUGCAGUCCUCAAGGGAAUGCCUUCAGAUUUCGGCGACAGCUCGAAACAUGUAUCGCUUGGUGAUGCUGACCAGGAAUCUGGGGUUGAAAUUGCCGGAUUCGAGUUUCUUUUCCCAGAAACGUUCGAUCCAGCGUCCGGGUUCUCUGAAGCACAGAUUGCGUACCUUCGCAAGUUACCGUCUCCUGAGAUCCUCCAGCAAAGGGUUGGUUGCUAUCGGGAAUCAAACAAAGAGACUUUGGAUGAAGUUGAAGCUCUCCGAUCCAAGAACGUGGUGCUUGGCCAAAACUAUCGCCGGAUGGUCAUGGCUUGUACGGGCUGGUCGGCCGAACAAGUGGAUGAGGCUGCUGAAGGUUUAACGCAAUGCGUCAAAGAGCUGAAUGAUAAUCCAGUUCCGGAAGAUGAGGCCAUCGAGAUCUUAAUGAGAGACCGUGGCCAGGACUGGUGA
Molecule: messenger RNA, 2628 nt
Organism: Aspergillus mulundensis
Lineage: Eukaryota; Fungi; Ascomycota; Eurotiomycetes; Eurotiales; Aspergillaceae
Product: putative APSES transcription factor (MbpA)
Exons: 3
Coding region: 1-2628 (875 amino acids)
Cellular component (GO): SBF transcription complex; MBF transcription complex
Molecular function (GO): DNA binding; protein binding; transcription coactivator activity
Source: RefSeq, a predicted model, not a curated record